Messenger RNA from Triticum dicoccoides, 1161 nucleotides. Its product is annotated as lipid phosphate phosphatase 2-like. The record is from RefSeq and is a predicted model, not a curated record. Bases 85 to 1041 code for a protein of 318 amino acids. Lineage: Eukaryota; Viridiplantae; Streptophyta; Magnoliopsida; Poales; Poaceae. The transcript is spliced from 7 exons. Gene Ontology annotation, molecular function: phosphatidate phosphatase activity. Gene Ontology annotation, biological process: phospholipid metabolic process; phospholipid dephosphorylation. Gene Ontology annotation, cellular component: membrane.
CCCCCAAGAAAUACAAAACACCCUGAACUCUCGUUUCAGGGGAGGAGGAGGAGGCUGUCGACUUGUGGAGGCGUGCGGGAAAAGAUGCCGCCGCCGGCGACCCCUGCCCCGAGCGCCGCGGUGCAACCAUGCCUGAGGACGCACGGAAAGGAGGUCGCUAGGCUGCACCUGUUCGACUGGAUCGUGCUGCUCCUGCUCGUCGCCACGACCGGCGCGCUCGGCCUGGUCCAGCCGUUCCACCGCUUCGUGGCACAAGACAUGAUGUCGGACCUCCGGUACCCCAUGAAAGGCAGCACCGUGCCCGACUGGGCCGUGCCGGUCAUUGCCAUCGUUGUGCCGAUGGUUUUCAUCGUCGGAACAUACAUCAAGAGGAGGAACGUCUAUGACCUGCAUCACGCUACCCUUGGCCUCCUGUUUUCCGUUCUUAUAACUGCUAUCGUGACCGUUGCGAUCAAGGAUGCGGUUGGGCGGCCGCGCCCGGACUUCUUUUGGCGCUGCUUUCCUGAUGGAGUGCCGAAGUACAACAACGUCACCGGAGAUGUGAUAUGCGACGGUAAACCGGGCGUAAUCAAAGAGGGGUACAAGAGCUUCCCGAGUGGGCAUGCUUCAGGUGCUUUUGCUGGGCUGGGAUUUCUGUCAUGGUACCUGGCAGGCAAACUGAAGGCCUUCGACCGAAGAGGCCACGUCGCCAAGCUCUGCGUCGUUCUUCUGCCACUGCUUAUGGCAACAAUGGUUGCAAUAUCGCGGGUUACUGACUACUGGCACCACUGGCAGGAUGUGUUUGCUGGUGGAGUCCUUGGAUUGGUGGUUGCUUCGUUUUGCUACCUUCAGUUCUUUCCGCCACCCUACAGUGAACAUGGAGUUUGGCCUCAUGCAUACUUGGAGCACAUUCGUCGUCCUGAGGGUGAAAUGCAAGGGCAAUCAACAACAAACUCAAAUAUGCACCAUAACUCACUGCCACUUGAUCUUUCUGGAUCAAAUGAGACGAGAACCACCAGCCAUGCACUGGAUUCCGUGGAAGAAGGGAGCAGAGAUCAGUGACAGAUGAAUGCAUGGUUUCCAUUUAUUUAUUUCAUUUUAUUUUUGUAAUGCAGUAUGACUUCAUACCAUGGCACUACGUGAAUAAAAUAUGUCAAUACUGACGGGCCAAUAACCGCCAAU